CCUCACAUACUUUAUUGCUUUUCGAAUUCGAUCAAUGGGAAUUUCAGAUUCCUUGAGGCCAUAUCUCACUAUCAAAUUCAAUAUGUGAGCUGCACACCUCAUGUGAAAAAGUUGACCACCAAAAGAAGAGACUUAGAAAGCACCGAACUGAGCAGAAAAAGCACCGUCAAUGGCGGACCCAAAGGCGCCAAAGGUAUCGAACCGGGCGGCAAGCAAAGAUCGGAGCCGUUUAAAAUACUCCUGUGAUGCCGGGAUGUUAUCCUGCGUGCACCCUCCCGAAGCGGUCAACCUCGACAACGAAGAUUCCAACGGUCCGCUGAGUUCCGACUAUGACAGCUGUGAUUCGACCGAUGACUCUACUCCGUUGGCCAAACUAUCGGCUGGAGUCCGAGUCUUCUCCGAUUGGCUCCUGACAACGAAGCUGUCAGAGACGGAGAUGAUCAAGGCGAUGGAGGCUUCGCGAUGGGAAGCGGAGAAGCUGCGAGCGGAAUCGGAGGUCGAGGCCACUCGGAUGCUGCUGCGGACGCAGUCCCAGAUCGCUUCAUUUGUUUCUGCUACAGAAAGUAGAAAGAGGAAGCGCGUUGAGGAAGACGAAUCGCGAGAUUCAUCUAAAAGGCGAGGAGCUUUACUCCUGAGCUUACUCCAGUGCGACUUAGAUCUUUUCAACAAACGAUGAAUCAAUUUGCAGUUCACUGUAAUAACUUAUAAAAAACUUUCGUUUUCUAGUUCUUGAUUCUGUAAUCUCGAGUAUCAACACUCUAUCUUGUUGUUCUAUGUUUGGAAUAAAAUCUAGCUUUGGUUUGUCCGUAUGUAUGGGGCUGUCUGGGUAUUUCCGAACAGAUGAAGAUCCUAGGUCAAUUGCGUCCAGUUUCGUGUGUGUCAGAGUCAAGGGCCUGGCCUGGGCGAGGAAAAGCAGAACAGAAUGGCACAGUCCACAUGUACUUUCUCUCUGUUCAAUGAUCUAUUGUUUUCAACUUCUGCUCAGAUUUUAUAUUUAUUCUGCAGAUUGCACAAUGUUGAAGAAAAAUAGAAACCAUGCUGUUGCUCUUCGUCUAACUUUCCACUGUGAGAGGUAAAUUCUUUUCAGUUUCAAUUUGAUGGAAUAUAGCUCUUUUCCUUUCGUUUCAGAAGUUAUUUUUGGGUAAUCUGACUUGUUUAGUUAUCAUGCAUUAUGUUAUCUUUGAUAUAAAUCAUUAGGGAAAGUAGGUGUGCCCUUAUAUUGGUUUGGAACACACAGGUAAAUUGUCAGAUGAAAUUCUUGUAUCCCUUCUGGAUCUGGCAAAGAGGCUAUAAGAACGAGUGCCUUAUCCUGUAUGGGUUGAGGAAAUUGUGGACCUUUUGGAGUUUAUUGGAUUUUGACUGUGGUUGGAAUUUGAUGGACCUGUUUGUAUAGGUGGAAUACGCAAAAAUCACU
This is a messenger RNA of Rubroshorea leprosula, 1414 nucleotides long. The record is from the annotation of a GenBank genome assembly. NCBI's taxonomy places the organism in Eukaryota, Viridiplantae, Streptophyta, Magnoliopsida, Malvales, Dipterocarpaceae.